AUGACAACUAGUAUCCCGUCUGUCGAAACGGUCAAAGAACCAAAAGUGGAGGGUAAAAAAGCCAACGACGCGGCGGAAUCGGAGGACAAUCGAUCCGGGAGCACGACCAAAUCACAACGAGUUACCGGUAUCGGGCUGGGCAAUAUAUUCAGCGGUCAACCGAUUCAGUUGAAACAGACCUCAUUGAAAGAGGUAAUCAAAGAUGUAAGUUUCUGCACCCGGAGUUUGAGGGUAUUCAUGUUUUCGAACAUUUUGAAUCAUCAACCCUUUCAUCAGUUGUUUCUGAUUUAUCGUAAACUAGAAUAG
This is a messenger RNA of Echinostoma caproni, 306 nucleotides long. NCBI's taxonomy places the organism in Eukaryota, Metazoa, Platyhelminthes, Trematoda, Plagiorchiida, Echinostomatidae. The record is from the annotation of a GenBank genome assembly.